GUUCCUCAUGUAAAAGCAUCAUUCUUUACAUACAUGCUUGUAAUGUGUGUUUGUGUAGGCGGAUUCCUGUUUGGUUACGAUACUGGUGUCAUCUCCGGUGCACUUCAACCUCUUCAGGAAAAAUUUGGUUUGAGUACAGUUCAAAAGGAAUUAGUAGUUGGUGCCACUACUUUGGGUGCAAUAUUUGGAGGAUUCUUUGCUGGUUUGCUGUCAGAUAAAAUGGGAAGAAAGAUUCUAGUCAUCAUUUCUUCUGUAAUAUUUAUCGCUGGCGCUCUUCUUCUUGCCUUGGCACCAAGUUAUGGUGUGCUUCUCUUGGGUCGCCUGGUGGUUGGUGUAGCUGUCGGAGUGGCUUCCAUGAUUGUCCCAGUUUAUGUCAGUGAACUGGCACCAAAACAUAUCCGUGGCAGAUUGACGACCCUCAAUACACUUGUUAUCACAUUUGGUCAAGUAAUUGCCUAUGUUAUGAACAUUGCCUUUGCCUCUGUCGACAAUGGUUGGCGGUACAUGUUUGGUAUUGCUGGUAUCCCAGCCCUUUUCCAAUUUAUUAUUAUGCCAUUUUUGCCUGAAUCACCUCGUCGUCUGGUUAUCACUAAUAAGCUCGAACAGGCCAAAUCAACUCUUCGUAAAAUCUACGGCCCUGAAGUCACAGAAGCUUUCAUUGAAAACCAAGUUCGUUUGAUGCUCGAUGAUGUCAACAGUAGCUCUAGUUCAAGCUUUAAAGAUCUAAUUCAUCGUGAUACCCUCAGACCACUCAUAAUUGCAUGUCUCUUGCAGGCAGCGCAACAACUGUCCGGCUUUAAUGCUGCCAUGUAUUACGCUGCAACUAUUCUACAGAUGGCUGGAUUCCGUAGUAACCAAAAUUCAACAAGUGUGGCUAUUAUUGUGUCAGUUACCAAUAUGGUGUUUACUGCGGUAGCAGUUUCAGUUAUCGAUUGGGCAGGUCGUCGUCGCAUGGUUGUUAUCACUAUGCUGAUGAUGAUUGCUGGUUUAAUCUCUCUGGGCGCCACAUUUGCUGCCCAACAAGGCUUUAUUCCCAAGCAAGACAGCUGCAGCGGUUAUGUAACACAUUGUGCUCGGAAUGAUAAGGCCAUUACUGGAAUACUUUUGACAUCGCUUAUUGUCUAUGUUGCCAGUUAUGCUCUUGGUUUAGGAUAUGCCCCUUGGCUUAUCCAAAGUGAGAUGUUUUCUAAUUCUGUACGUGGAAAGGCCAAUGGCGUAUCUACUGCUGUCAAUUGGAUUUGUAACUUGAUCAUUUCUACCACAUUCUUAUCCAUGACGGAUACAUUGACUUCUGCAGGAACCUUUUGGUUCUAUGCAGGUAUUUCGUUUAUCUUAUGGAUUGGAAUAUAUUUUCUUCUGCCAGAGGUAAAUACGAUUAACAUUACAAAGAUA
Messenger RNA from Phycomyces blakesleeanus NRRL 1555(-), 1392 nucleotides. RefSeq lists its product as hypothetical. NCBI's taxonomy places the organism in Eukaryota, Fungi, Mucoromycota, Mucoromycetes, Mucorales, Phycomycetaceae. Gene Ontology annotation, biological process: transmembrane transport. The transcript has 9 exons. Gene Ontology annotation, cellular component: membrane. The annotation marks the transcript as partial. The record is from RefSeq and is a predicted model, not a curated record. Gene Ontology annotation, molecular function: myo-inositol:proton symporter activity.